This is a messenger RNA of Blastocystis hominis, 849 nucleotides long. RefSeq lists its product as hypothetical. Gene Ontology annotation, biological process: ribosomal large subunit biogenesis. The record is from RefSeq and is a predicted model, not a curated record. The coding region runs from base 1 to 849 and encodes 282 amino acids. NCBI's taxonomy places the organism in Eukaryota, Bigyra, Opalinata, Blastocystidae. The transcript has 3 exons. Gene Ontology annotation, cellular component: Noc2p-Noc3p complex; nucleoplasm; nucleolus.
AUGCAGAAUUCUUAUCUGCUGGAACCUACGAUGAAAAAUAUUUACCUCGCCUUUGUGAAGAGUUGCAAACUGUAUUCGGAAUCCACCCACGAGUCGUUCACCGUGAUGCGUAACUGCGUAACCGAGCUCUAUGCUCUGGAUCCCGUGUCUGCCUACCAGCACGCCUUCGUGUACAUUCGCCAGCUCGCCAUUCACGUUCGCAACGCCACGACAUCGAUGACAGAGCAAGACAUUCACCUCGUGUACAACUGGCAAUUCGUGAAUUGUCUUCGUCUGUGGACCUACAUGGUCUGCCAGCCCUCCCUCAAAGAGGCCUUCCAGCCUCUCGUCUACCCGCUGGUCCAGGUCAUCGACAGCACGCUCACGCUGAUCCCCACGGCUCGCUACUACCCUCUGCGUCUGCACUGCGUGGAGCUCUAUCUCCAGCUCAUCACGGCCACCGGCGUGUUCAUUCCGGUCGCUCCGCUGCUCCUCGACCUCAUCGAGAACGACAAGUUCCUCGCCAAAUCCACCACCACCGCCAAGCCGCCCGAUGUCCGCUUCCUCACUCGCAUCCCCAAGACCUAUUUGGCGUCGCGGCCCGUGCAGGACGCGGUCAUUUCCAAGGCCAUCGCGCUGCUGGCCGAUUAUUUCAAGCUGUAUGAGCGACAUGUCGCCUUCCCGGAACUCGCGUAUCCCGUAGCGCGAUCUCUCAAGGCCUAUGCGAAGAAGUGCAGAGUGAGUCAGUGGAGCACUGCCACCAAAGCACUGGCCACCAAGCUGGAGAAGCAGAUCGAGGCGGUGAUUCGGGAGAGAGAGGGAAUUAGCGGAUCGCCGAUGGAGCUGAAGAAUGUGCAGGUGAAGAAGUAG